ACCCUUGCGAGCUGCGGGGAAGUGGACGCAUUGCCGGAACUUCCGGCGCAAGACGAGGAACGGUUGCAACGAGCCGCUCGACUGCUGCAACAGAGACUCGUCUUACGGCAAUGGUUGCAGGAUCAUGGACUGCACAGCUAUUACCAAAAACUGAUGCAGAUGGAAGUGAUGUCUCUGGAGGACGUGUACUGGGUUGAGGAUAAUGCUGCUCGGGCAGCGCUUGGCAAGGAUCUGCCGCGGUGGAUUCAGGCCAGACAAACGUUGCCCACCUCGAAGGAGGAUUUAGAGACGCUCAAGGCUGAUCUGUGGAGCGCCGUUGUAAAGAACAGCCAACACCAGGACGCGUGGACAUGGGGUGGAAUGCUGGUGGUUUCCGUGUCAGUGGCAGGGUUAGUGACCCUGGCUGCUAUGACACAGCCAGCGCUAGCGCCAGAAGCGAAGCAUUCCCUUUUGCAAUAUGUGACCGGAAAGUAUCUGCUACCGAGCAACUGUCGUGUUCAUUUCGAGUGGGAUGAGCCGCAGCUUGUCGGCGAGACGAUGACGUUUACGGUCAAGUUCUAUCAACGCAAUGGUCAGCCGUAUCCAAUCUGCGACAAGGACAACCUGAUAGUCGAAGUCACAGAAGGUUCACGGAGGGUAGCUACCCUGAUAGAGUUGGGAGGCACCGAUCCGCUAGCAGCUAACACAGCAGUAGUGAAGUUUACGGUCCGACACGCGGGACAAUAUCGGAUAGCUGUACUGAUAGGAUCCUGUCACGUUCACGGCAGCCCGUUUCUUAAGAAUUUCCUACCUGGUCCUCCGGACCCAAACAAGACCAUCUUCGUUCGACAAAGCUCCACGGUGGUUUGUACAGCUGGAAUUGCGCACAGUAUGACGAUAGAGCCGCGUGACGAGUACGACAAUCUGUGUUUAUUCAGGCCCGGGGACAAGCCCACGGAAGGUUAUGAAGUUAACAUUACUCAGAUCGGUAGCGUGGUAGACAAAUCGAUUGUGACAAACUGCGGCAUACAGCUAGACUACGACUCCCCGAACCAGAGAAUUCGUCUGAAAGUCAGUUUUCCAAAGGGUGGCUGUUACCACGCGACUGUUAGUCUAUCCGGCCUACAACUGCACAACGGCGAUUUCGACAUCAUUGUACUCGAGAGUGAUGUCGCGAGAAUGGUGCAUAGUAACGUGGCCUCGAAGGAUCCCGAUAUUUGUUACGCGGCGAAAUUGUUAGGCAUGCAAGGUGAACGAUUCUCGAAACCGAAAAAAGUGGUCUGCUUUAUCUCGCCUAAACAGCUAACGAUCAAAGAGUAUUUACUGAGAAUAAUACCGAAAAGACUCGUUACUUUCAGGCUUUGCCCGUCAACCAAGUUCCAUUUUGAUUGUUCGAAUAAUCAGUACGAUGGUUACGACUCUUUUUCUAUCGAUGAUGGAUGUCAACCGCCCGUUGAGUUAAUUUCUCUCUAUCGAGACAUAAUUGCCGCUACAUUUACGUUGUUUCUGUUGAAAAACAUAGGUGGAAGCGAAACAUUCGCAGAUAAGCAGGAUUUUUUUUAUCACGAGGUCCGAAAGCAUCAUCAGAAGCAUUAUCACGAAAAGCUUUCGAUGAAAGUUCAACGGGAUAAGCUGUUGGAAUCGUCUAUGAAAGCCAGCAAAGGAUUUUCCGUGAGCGAUUGGUGUAGGAAUUUCGAAAUCACCUUCCAAGGAGAACAAGGCGUCGAUUGGGGCGGAGUUAGACGAGAAUGGUUCGAAUUGAUUUGCGCCGCGCUAUUCGAUCCUGGGAACGGAUUGUUCGCGUGUUUCGGAGAAUCACCACAGGCCUUAGUACAUCCUAACAACAAACGGCCUCCACAUCUCAAGUUGAAACAUUACGAGUUCGCGGGUCGUAUAGUGGGCAAAUGCCUUUACGAGUCCGCCCUCGGGGGUUCCUAUCGGCAACUAGUACGUGCAAGAUUCACUAGAUCCUUUCUUGCGCAGAUCAUAGGUCUCAGAGUGCAUUAUAAGUAUUUCGAGCAAGAUGACCCGGACCUCUACUUAAGCAAGAUAAAGUAUAUUCUGGAGAACGACGUGGAAGAAAUGGAACUGUAUUUUGUCGAGGAGGAAUACGACAAAGACGGUCAAUUAUUAAAGGUAGCCGAGUUAAUAUCAGGAGGUAGCAAGGUUCGCGUAACCAACGAAACGAAAUUACGUUACUUAGACGCACUGGCGCAGCACAGACUCGCCAGUUCUAUAAGGAACGAAGUGGAGCACUUUCUGCGUGGCCUAAACGAACUCAUUCCUGACAAUCUCCUGGGAAUCUUCGACGAGAACGAGCUCGAACUGCUGCUGUGCGGAACCGGUGAAUACAGCGUGGCAGAUUUACGCGCCCACCAUAUAGCGAACGGAAGUUCCCCGGAGUUCCUUCGUGUUCUGGAUUGGUUCUGGACUGCGGUCAGUAACUUCACGCAGGAGGAGAUGGCCCGAUUACUGCAGUUCACCACAGGCUGCUCUCAAUUACCACCCGGUGGAUUUCAACAGCUGAGUCCACGGUUUCAAAUUACAGCUGCACCGACGUUCGCUAACUUGCCUACAGCACAUACUUGCUUCAAUCAACUCUGCUUACCCGGCUACGAGUGUUACGAUCACUUCGAAAGAGCUCUGCUGUUAGCGAUCAGCGAAGGUACCGAGGGUUUUGGUAUGAUCUAAAGGAAGAGACCAAAUGUCCAAUCGUUUCUAGUCUUUCUCCCGUUACGAUGGUAUUAAAACAUUAUUUAUUUUGUUUUAUUUUUUUUUUUUGUUUAUAUUUAGUAACACGGUUUCAGCUGGAAACCGUGACUCUCUGUAGAGAACGAUCGGGAACGAUACUUUGUCGCACAUUUUGAUACACAAACGGAUAUCUUCGGAAUGAUCCUCUUUCCGUUCUGCCGGGAGACUUGUUAAAGAACAAUCCAAUCAUUCGAAACAUAUUACGGCGAUAUAUUGAUAUUUUUACUCGGGGUCGCGGUAACGUUUUUAUAAAACGAUGAUAAGGGACGAGCAAUUUUACCGAAACAUCUGCAUUGCUCAAUUUAUUGUAUCGUGAUUUGUCGUAGGUUUAACGUAUUAGGAAUUUUAUUACAUGUUAAAAAAAAAGAAAAGAGGGAAUACAACGCCGAAGCAAGUGAGAUUCGAAUAGUUUACUGAACACGCGGCGAAACAAAAAUCCGAACAGGUUUCUUUUUGUAACUGCCGAGAUAAGGAUAAUAAUUCACUGUACAGUCCCAGAGAAUUGUUCGAUCAUCGCGUUUGGAACGGACACCGAAAGCCAAGGGAGUAUAGCGUAUCUCGAGGAUGUACCCUCAUUCCUUCAUAUCAUCGUCAUAUUUUUCAGUUCUAUACAGUAUUCGGGAAAUAAAAAGAAAGUUACUCGUACAACGUUGUCAGAACCAAAGGCGAGGAACGAUAAGGUUAGGCUUUUCCGUAGAUGCAAUAUCGUUCGAAAGAUUUGUUAAUUAGUGCGUACAAAUAGAACGAACAUCCAUGUAUACUUCCGACUUGACAAGCACCGUGUUGUUUCUUUCCCUUUAUUCUUUCUUUAAUAGUAGCGAGUCUAACUAACGUUCGAAAUAAAGGAUACCUUAGAUCGACUAGCAGGAAUUACAUGCUACACCAGACGAUGUGCUCGAACACGAAACGAUUUUGUGAUAACGAACGAACGAAUCUUCCAUUGAAACUUCGUACCCCUGGUCUACGAUCGGUAAGAGGCGUCUCGCGAC
Messenger RNA from Dufourea novaeangliae, 3719 nucleotides. Its product is annotated as apoptosis-resistant E3 ubiquitin protein ligase 1. Bases 154 to 2670 code for a protein of 838 amino acids. The record is from RefSeq and is a predicted model, not a curated record. Lineage: Eukaryota; Metazoa; Arthropoda; Insecta; Hymenoptera; Halictidae. Gene Ontology annotation, molecular function: ubiquitin-protein transferase activity. Gene Ontology annotation, biological process: positive regulation of protein catabolic process; protein polyubiquitination; proteasome-mediated ubiquitin-dependent protein catabolic process. The transcript is spliced from 14 exons.